GAUUGUUUCGUUACUAUGGCGGUGGAUUUCUUUCUCUCCAACGUCGCUGAAUAUCCUCGCGUGGUGUCCAUCUCGAUAUUUACAGCGGUGCUCUGCUUCUGCAUUGUGAUUGGCCACGUACUAGUCAAUUCUCGAUGGACUAACGAGUUCGCCGCUACCAUUUUCAUCGGAUGCCUUUCUGGGAUUGUGAUUCUCUUGCUGAGCAGGGGUAAAAGUUCUCACAUUCUCAGGUUUGAUGAGGAACUGUUUUUUAUAUAUCUUCUGCCACCAAUAAUAUUUAAUGCAGGAUUUCAGGUUAAGAAGAAGCAGUUCUUUCAUAACUUCGUCACGAUAAUGUUGUUCGGCGCCAUUGGUGUUUUCAUCUCAUUUUUCAUAAUCUCGGCAGGAACUUGGUGGCUAUUUCCAAAAAUUGGUUUUGAAGGACUUACUACUUGGCAAUAUUUAGCACUUGGUGCCAUAUUCUCUUCAACAGAUACUGUUUGUACACUGCAGGUUUUACGUCAAGAGGAGACCCCACACCUCUACAGCUUAGUGUUUGGGGAAGGUGUUGUGAAUGGUGCUACAUCUAUAGUUCUUUUUAAUGCGAUUCAGAAGAUCAAUGCUUCUAAAAUUGGUGGUGGGACAGCUUUUAUCCUUCUUUGGGACUUCUUAUGCUUAUUUUCGACAAGCACUAUGCUGGGGGUUGCUGUAGGGCUUUCGACUGCCUACACUCUAAAGACCUUCUAUUUUGGCAGGCAUUCAACUGACCGUGAAGUAGCUUUAAUGAUGUUGAUGGCUUAUCUGUCUUAUGUGGUUGCUGAGCUAUUAAAUUUAAGCGGGAUACCCACAGUUUUCUUCUGCGGGAUUGUAAUGUCACAUUACGCAUGGCAUAAUGCCACUGAGAGCUCAAGGGUCACUACAAGGCAUAUUUUUUCAACCAUAUCUUUUAUUGCAGAAACAUUCAUAUUUCUUUAUGUUGGAAUGGAUGUAUUUGAUAUUGAGAAAUGGAAAAUGACGAAAAUAGGUGUCAAGGCAACUUUUGGCGUCAAUUUUAUCCUCUUUAUUUUGGUGUUGCUUGGACGUGCUGCAUUUGUAUUUCCUCUCUCUAUUCUAUCCAAUAAAAUCAGUUCUGGUCCUGAGAGGUUGAUAAUUACAUUUAAGCACCAGUUCAUAAUUUGGUGGGCUGGUCUCAUGAGAGGAGCUGUUUCGAUCGCUUUAGCAUUUAACCUGUUCACCGUUUCUGGAGUUACUUGGGACCCUGUUCAUGCAACAAUGAUCACAAGCACCAUUGUAAUUGUGCUUUUCACCACUUUGGCAAUCGGUAUCUUCACAAAGCCACUUGUAAAUAAGCUAAUACACCAAGCUCAACGCAACAAUCAGCCACAAACUAGCAUUAGCAAAGAAGAUCCAACCACGCCUCUACUUUCCAUAGAAGAAUCAACAGAGUCGAAUCUUCUCAAAGCGACAAGAAGCUUAUCGAUUCUUUUGGAAAGUCCGAUUCACACAAUUCAUUUCUAUUGGAGAAAGUUCGAUAAUGCUUACAUGAGACCAGUCUUCGGUGGACCAACAUCUUCUGGUGGAGAUCGGUGAAUACGCAGUUUAAACUAUAAUAUUUUAUCUGAAAAAUAGUAAUAUUAGUGACAUAGAAAUGUGUAUGGGCUCCUUGCAAAACGUUUUUGUAGCUUGAUGGUUUUUCUGAGUGUGUGAAUUUAUUACCUUUAGGAUAAGCCUUGUUUUGUGGCACUUGAUAAAUGUUAAAUAUAGCUUGUUUAGUUGUUUUGUAUUAGUAAUAAGUGGAUCAUUUGCUCGGUAGAAUUUGGAUAUCUAACAUUGAAAUAUUUUGUUUUUGUAGUUGGGAGAUUAAUUGGAGCUCUUUGACAAAAUCGAAAGCUUGAUUUUGUUGUUGCAAA
Molecule: messenger RNA, 1889 nt
Organism: Dendrobium catenatum
Lineage: Eukaryota; Viridiplantae; Streptophyta; Magnoliopsida; Asparagales; Orchidaceae
Product: sodium/hydrogen exchanger 4
Exons: 14
Coding region: 16-1569 (517 amino acids)
Biological process (GO): regulation of pH; sodium ion transport; proton transmembrane transport
Cellular component (GO): membrane
Molecular function (GO): sodium:proton antiporter activity
Source: RefSeq, a predicted model, not a curated record